AGGAGGAGGUACACGGCGGUGAAAGCCUCCGCUCACACACACACACUCCACGGCUGUAGUUGAGCGAGGUCUUCGCGGUGGAGGUGGAGGAAGUGAAGGGAGCGGUGAGUCGCUCAGCUUCGUCGCUCUGUCGCUCGGUGUCGUGUCGGUGAGUCGUCGCGUCGCGUCGUCCUCUCGUCGCUGCCAUGUCGGACUUUCUGGAGACUCUGCUCGGGGAGCGGCUCGUCGACAGCGAGAAAGCCGAGGUGGACGUGCAGUCUCUGGGCGCCAGGCUGUCGCUGGUCGGGCUGUUCUUCGGCUGCAGCCUGAACGCGCCGUGUAAGCAGUUCAACGGCAGCCUGUGUGAGUUCUACAGCAGGUUCAAGAAGAGCUCCGAGCACAAGGACAAGCUGGAGAUCGUCUUCGUGUCCUCAGACCAGGACCAGAAACACUGGCAGGACUUUCUGCACGAGAUGCCGUGGCCCGCGUUACCUUUCAAAGACAGACACAAAAAGAUGAAGCUGUGGAACAAGUACAAGAUCACCAGUAUUCCAUCUCUGGUGUUUGUGGACGCGGCUACAGGGAAGGUGGUUUGUCGAAACGGUCUGCUGGUGGUCAGAGAUGAUCCCAAAGGUCUGGAGUUUCCCUGGGGUCCAAAGCCGUUUGCAGAGGUUGUGUCGGGGCCGCUGCUCAGGAACAACAGACAGACGACAGACAGCAGUUCUCUGGAUGGACACUAUGUGGGAGUGUAUUUCUCUGCUCACUGGUGUCCUCCGUGUCGCAGUCUCACUCGGGUCUUGGUGGAAUCAUAUCGAAUCAUCAAAGAGUCGGGUCAUAAAUUUGAGAUUGUGUUCGUCAGCGCUGACAGGUCAGAGGAGUCGUUUCAGCAGUAUUUCAGUGAGAUGCCGUGGUUGGCCAUCCCAUAUUCAGACGAAGCUCGCAGGUCACGACUCAACAGACUCUACGGGAUUCAAGGUAUCCCCACACUGAUCCUGCUGGACGCGGAGGGUCACGUGAUCACCCGGCAGGGUCGCGUGGAGGUCCUGAACGACCCGGAGUGCCUGCUCUUCCCCUGGCAUCCUCGACCCGUGCUGGAGCUGAGCGAGUCCAACGCCGCGCAGCUGCACGAGGGGCCCUGCCUGGUCCUGUUUGUGGAUGCUGAAGAGGAGAGAGAACUGGACCCGGCCAAGGAGCUGAUUCAGCCAAUAGCAGAGAAGCUCAUGGCCAAGUACAAAGCCAAGGAGGAGGAGACGCCGCUGCUGUUCUUUGUGGCUGGAGAGGACGACAUGAGCGACUCGCUGCGCGACUACACGAACCUCCCCGAGGCGGCUCCUCUGCUCACCAUCCUCGACAUGUCGGCGCGAGCUAAGUACGUCCGCGACGUGGAGGAGAUCACGCCGGCCGUGGUGGAGCUGUUCGUCAACGACUUCCUGGCCGAGAAGCUCAAACCAGAGCCCAUUUAAAGACACGGGACAUGUUUAAACCUGGGACUCCACCAUCAUCAUCAUCAUCCUCGUCGUCACUGUCACGCCCCCUUUGCUCCGCCCACCUUGCCGUCUCUCUGUCUCCUCCCUCUCAGAGAGACUUUUUACAGACAUUUUAGCGUUUCUCUCUCUCUCUCUCUCUCCUGUGGUGCCUUGCAUUGACUUCAGUCCCGACAGUAAUUAAUAUAUAUAUUAUAUGAAGAUUCUGCUUUUGUUUUCACUCGAUAGCAUUUUUAAUGACACCUUGGACCUAUCCUUCACACCGUCAUCGGCUUCUUUUUCUCUGCGUGUUUCGUCUGCGAGAUCCUCGUCGUUUUUCUUUCUUUUUCUUUGUGUUUUGUUUCUUUUGUUUUUUUUAAAGCUGUAAUUCACGCGUAAACGUUAGUGCACACGUGCUGAACCUCGGUCACAUGUAGCCGUUAGCCGUUAAAAACAGAGUUAAUUAAAAGUGUUAAAGGUUCACGAACCAGAGCAAAGAUCACGUUUUAUUCUCUUUAACAGAACGUGUGUGUGUGUGUGUGUGUGUGUGUGAGUGUGUGUCGCCACUCGUUCUCGGUGCUUCUCAUCUCAAGAAUCAUCAGGAGGAUUUUCUGUGAACGUCCUCUGAUGAAAAGAUCGUUGUUGUUUUUGGUGUUUUUUUCUCGCGAGGACACAAACACACAAACACACAAACAAACAGACGAUGGCGUCGAGAAAGUGUUGAAUGUAAAAAUCCUUUUGUUCUGUUUCUUCUCACAUCCAAUUAAAAAUUCACUGGUGAGCACAAA
This is a messenger RNA of Solea solea (common sole), 2230 nucleotides long. RefSeq names its product nucleoredoxin (gene nxn). Lineage: Eukaryota; Metazoa; Chordata; Actinopteri; Pleuronectiformes; Soleidae. The transcript is spliced from 8 exons. The record is from RefSeq and is a predicted model, not a curated record. The coding region runs from base 186 to 1442 and encodes 418 amino acids. Gene Ontology annotation, molecular function: thioredoxin-disulfide reductase (NADPH) activity.